AUGGAGCCAGGCGGACGGAGGCGGCCGCGGACGGAGCGGAUGCCGACGGGCGCCGCCGCUUUGCCGCUCCUGUUGCUGCUGCUGCUGGGCGCCGCCGCCGCCUUCCUGCCGGCUCCGGCGGCCGCCUCGGCCGAGGCGAAGGAGUGCAGCAAGCCCUGCGCCAACGGGGGGCGCUGCCAGCCCGGCACCGGCCAGUGCGAGUGCCAGCCCGGCUGGGUGGGCGACCAGUGCCAGCACUGCGGGGGGCGCUUCCGGCUCACCGGACCUUCGGGAUACGUAACAGACGGACCUGGGAACUAUAAAUACAAAACGCAGUGCACAUGGCUUAUCGAAGGAAUGCCGAACACAAUCCUCAGGCUCCGCUUCAAUCAUUUUGCGACAGAGUGCAGUUGGGACCACUUGUACGUGUACGACGGGGAUUCAGUCUACGCCCCAUUGCUGGCAGCUUUCAGUGGCCUCAUUGUACCGGAGGGAGAGAGCAACGAGACAGUCCCAGAAGUCGUGGCCACCUCCGGCUAUGCCCUCCUGCAUUUCUUCAGUGAUGCUGCUUACAACUUGACAGGAUUUAACAUCACCUACAACAUCAACGUGUGUCCCCAGGACUGUUCGGGCCGGGGGCAGUGCCGGCCCAGCAACGGCAGCGAGGUGGUGGCAUGCGAGUGCAUGAAGCAGUGGAAGGGGGACGCCUGCGACGUCCCACACUGCCCCGACGACUGCGGUUUCCCGGAGAGAGGGCACUGCAGCGGGAACGGCACCCAAGGGUGCGAGUGUCACUCCGGCUGGCAAGGUACCGACUGCUCAGUCCCAGUCCCGGCGAACGCGUCGUUUUGGACGCGGGAGGAAUUCCACAUCCCCAAACUUCCCAGAGCAUCCCAUAAAGCCGUGGCCCAAGAUGACAUCAUGUGGGUGGUUGGCGGUUACAUGUUCAAUCACACGGACGCCCAGAUGGUUUUGGCGUACGACCUCGUGACCAAAGAAUGGCUGCCUUUGAACAGCAGCGUGAACGCCGUAGGGAUCAGAUACGGACAUUCGGUGGCCCUGCACGAAAAUAAAAUCUACAUGUAUGGAGGCAAGGUAGACGAAACGGGGAACGUAACCAGCGAGCUGUGGGUCUUCCACAUUGCAAACCAGUCCUGGGUCCAAGAGUUCCCCAAAGCCAAAGAGCAGUAUGCCGUCGUCGGCCAUUCGGCACACAUCGUCACGAGGGACGACGGCAGCAUCGUGAUGCUGGUCAUCUUUGGGCACUGUGCUCUCUACGGGUACAUAAGCAGCGUGCAGGAAUACAACCUGGCCACGAACACGUGGAGUAUUUUGCAGACGGAAGGCGCUUUAGUGCAAGGAGGGUACGGCCACAGCAGCGUGUACGAUCCGAGCACCAGGUCCAUCUACACCCACGGUGGCUACAAGGCGUUCACCGCGAACAAGUACAGGCUGACGGACGAUUUAUACAAGUUUGAAAUUAACAGUCACACUUGGACGAUUCUUAAAGACAGCAAGUUUUCCCGAUAUUUGCAUUCCGCUGUGAUUAUUAGUGGAACCAUGCUGGUGUUUGGAGGGAACACCCACAACGACACGUCGAUGAGCCACGGUGCCAAAUGCUUUUCUUCCGAUUUUAUGGCGUACGAUAUAGCUUGCGAUCGUUGGUCUGUGCUUCCUCGGCCCGAUCUCCCCCACGACAUCAACAGGUUUGGACAUUCUGCUGUGCUGAACAACAACGUCAUGUACAUAUUCGGGGGCUUCAAUAGCCUGCUGUUGAGCGACGUCGUGAAGUACACGCCGGAGAGCUGUGAGGCGUACAGCAACGAAACCGUCUGCUUGCAGGCAGGCCCUGGGAUCCGGUGCGUGUGGAACGGCUCUGUCCAACAGUGUCUCCCGUGGGGAAUGGCCACGAAGUACCAACAGCAAAAGAUAAUCGAGGAAUGCCCCUCCUCGUCAGUUCCGGACCAAGAGAAGUGUGAUCAGAUCACAGACUGCCACAGCUGCACGGCAAACACCAACCGGUGCCACUGGUGCACCGACCAGUGCAUCUCAAGGAACAGCAACUGCUCGGAAGACCAGACCCCCGUCACCGACUACGUCAAUUGCUCCAAGGAUAUCCCGACGUACGUCUGCAACAAAAAGUCGAGCUGCAAGAGCUGCACGCUGGACCAGAACUGCCAGUGGGAGAGCCGCAACCAGGAGUGCAUCGCCUUGCCCGAGAACAUCUGUGGGGCAGCGUGGCACUUGGUCAGCAACGCUUGCCUGAGGAUCAUGAACACGAAAGACACCUACGACAACGCGAAACUGGCGUGCAGGAGUCACAGUGCAGCUCUGGUGUCACUCACCAGCCAGAAGAAGGUGGACUUUGUUAUCAAGGAGCUCCAAAAGACCCAGUCCUCGCCCAAAGCCUUGACGCCCUGGGUUGGACUGAGGAAGAUCAACAUAUCUUACUGGUGCUGGGAAGAUAUGUCUCCUUUUACGAACACUUCGCUCCAGUGGCUGCCGGGGGAGCCAAGCGACAUCGGGUUCUGCAGCUACUUAGCGGAGCCAAGCAAUCAAGGGCUGAAGGCGGCCACGUGCAUCAACCAGGUCAACGGCAGCGUCUGUGAAAAGCCUGCAAACCACAGCGCCAAGCAGUGCCGGACGCCCUGCGCCUCGAGGACGGUGUGCAGCGAGUGCACCAGCAGCAACCCCGAGUGCAUGUGGUGCAGCAACAAGAAGCAGUGCGUGGACUCCAACGCCUACGUGGCCUCCUUCCCGUACGGCCAGUGCAUGGAGUGGCACACCGCCAGCAACUGUCCGCCUGAAAACUGCUCCGGCUACUUCACUUGUGCGCAUUGUCUGGAGCAGCCCGGCUGCGGCUGGUGCACAGACCCCAGCAACACCGGGAAGGGGAAGUGCAUCGAAGGCUCAUCCCGGGGUCCGAUGAAGAUUCCCACUCCCUCUCCGCCACCCACGGGGAAAUCCUACCUGAAACCAGACGUCAAUGCCAGCAUGUGUCUCGCCGCCAACAAUUAUACCUGGUCCUUUAUUCAUUGUCCAGCUUGCCAGUGUAACGGACACAGUAAAUGCAUCAACGAGAGCGUCUGCGAGAAGUGUGAGAACCUGACCACCGGCAAGCACUGUGAGACCUGCAUCUCUGGUUACUAUGGAGACCCCACCAACGGAGGGACCUGCCAACCUUGCAAGUGUAACGGCCACGCCUCGAUCUGCAACGCAAACUCAGGGAAGUGUUUCUGCACCACAAAAGGAAUCAAAGGAGAGGAGUGUCAACUGUGUGAGGUUGAAAACCGAUACCAGGGCAACCCUCUCAAAGGAACGUGCUACUACACCCUCCUUAUCGACUAUCAGUUCACCUUCAGCCUCUCCCAAGAAGAUGAUCGCUAUUAUAUGGCCAUCAAUUUUGUCGCCACGCCUGACGAGCAAAACAGAGACCUGGACAUGUUCAUCAACGCUUCAAAGAACUUCAACCUCAACAUCACCUGGUCAACAAGUUUUGCAGCUGGCACUCAGGCAGGGGAGGAGAUUCCUGUGGUUUCCAAGAGCCAGAUCAAGGAGUACAAAGACAGCUUCUCCAACGAGAAAUUUGAUUUCCGCAACAAUCCCAACAUCACUUUCUUUGUCUACGUCAGCAACUUCACUUGGCCGAUAAAGAUACAG
Gekko japonicus is the source of this 3639-nucleotide messenger RNA. It is a transcript of the gene ATRN, whose product is annotated as attractin. Gene Ontology annotation, cellular component: Golgi apparatus. The transcript is spliced from 24 exons. Lineage: Eukaryota; Metazoa; Chordata; Lepidosauria; Squamata; Gekkonidae. The record is from RefSeq and is a predicted model, not a curated record. Gene Ontology annotation, molecular function: protein binding. The annotation marks the transcript as partial.